Racocetra fulgida is the source of this 5189-nucleotide messenger RNA. Lineage: Eukaryota; Fungi; Glomeromycota; Glomeromycetes; Diversisporales; Gigasporaceae. The record is from the annotation of a GenBank genome assembly.
AGUCGGCCUAUGGAACUGCUAAGGAAAUUCGUUCUUUAAUUGAAACUACUCCAUUUAUUUUUAAAGACCUGUCGUCAAUUACGUUUAGUAUUGGUGUUUCUGGAGUAAAUUCUUUGGCGAAAAAGCCUAAGGACUUAUUGAAUCAUGCCGAAGAAGCUUGUAAAAAGGCCAAAGAAUAUGCACAAAUGGAAUUACAAUUAAAAUUCCAACUACCCAUUCUAUCUCAAAUCCCACCAUCACCACCAUUUCCACCAAAAGAGAAUAAGGUUUUGAAGAUAGAUAAAAAAUGGGAUACAAUUUUGGGUGAAAAAUUACCAUUAAUCGAACCCCAACAUUAUUUUAUGCUUAGUAAACUUAUUCCUCAACCAAAAUUUUCAUCUAAUAAAAUUUAUAGAAAUGUGGCAGCAGCUCUUCCAUAUAUUCGACAAAAAAUUAAAAUGUGGGGUGCUUAUAUUCUUUUGGCAGAAAACUUUGCGAAUUUAGAUGAAAGCAAAAAGUUAAUAAAAAAGAAUAGAUUAUCUAGAUUUGAUUGCCUUGCUACUUUAUUUGCCUCUGCCGAUUCCACUGUUAUUCAAAAUAUUUUUCAAAUUAUAUCUCAAUUCCCAAUAGCAUUUCCUUUAUUGAUACCUGAUUUAAAUAACGCUGAGAAGUUUAAAGUAAUGCUUCCUUUAUAUACCGGACCAGCUAUCAAAUGGCGUAUAAGCGAUGGAUCAAUUAUAAAAAAUCAUCUUUUUGAAGAUUCUUAUAAAAUGAUUGUUGCAGUUCGGAUUGGAAUGAACCCUCAAGGCAAAAGUACCAUACUUAAUCAGUUGAUGGCUUCAAAAUAUAUGUUCACAUCAUCUUCUGAGCCAAGAGCCAAUUAUGGAAUUUCGCAUAUGAUCAAUGGAAGUAUUGAGUUUGUUUGGCUGACUGAAAAGACUUGUGGUCCUGAUCUAUGGAAUAAUGUUUUUAAAAGUUACUAUAAAGAAGGGAGAAAUGAGAUUGUAUUGCUUGCAAAUUUACAUGGUGAUGCAUUGGAUUAUCUAGACCAAAUUGAAUUUCUAAAGCAAUUACCUUCUUGUUUCUUGGUUUUCUUAAUGCCUGGACAUAAUGAAGAUCAAAAGGUUGAGUUUAGGAACUUAAUUGGUUCGAAAAAGGUUAUAUACAUUCAUGUUAAUUCCGAGAGCAGUAUAGAUAAUUACAUAAUUGAUACAAAUUCUUUGACGAGUAAUGAAACAAUAAAAGAAGCUUGUAAAAUGUUUAAAGAUGUCUUAUAUUCCGGUCCCGUUUAUCCUGCAGAACUUGGUAAAUUUUCAAUUAGUACUUUAGAAAUUGGGAAGACCCUUCAAUUUUAUGAAAAAAUUGAGUGUGUUGAAUCUCAGGAAAUUAUAAAUUUUAUUAAGGAAAAAACUUGUCGUCAUGUUAAAUUAAAGAUUAUGCAACUUCAAAAAAAACAAGGUGGAUCUGAUUGUAUACAAUUUUGGGAACGUACACCAGAAUUGCGAGAAUUAAUGCAAUUAUUCAAUUCAAUUAUGGUUCUACCAAUUAGAAUAAGAAGAAGAGCUCUGGCGCAUCUUGAAAAAGAGAUAUCUAGGCUUUCUACAUUAGAAUUAUCAAAAGUUCGAAAUGAUGCUAUAUCAAAAAGAAAAGAAUUAACUAUUGCGAACAUUGAAGAGGUUGAUAAUAAAAGCUUGAGAAUAAAACAUUUCAUUCGUGAAUUAGGGCAAAUGUAUAAAAUAUUUAUUUCUGAUCCAAACAAAAUUACUUCUGAUAAUGGUCUAACUAAAGAAAAUAUUUCGAAAUUACCAGAAUAUUAUGCAGAGCUGUUAAUUAGUGGUCACACUAUAGAAUUGGUUGAUGGUGAUUCUGCAACUAUAUCUGAAGCAUGGUUCUUAGCCGUCUGUAAUUGUAUUAAUAGAAAAUUCACCAAACUUAGGAUUUUUGUAAUCAGUAUACUUGGAUUACAAUCUUCUGGAAAGUCCACUCUUUUAAAUACACUUUUUGCAAGUAAAUUUGAUGUCUCUGCUGGACGCUGUACUAAGGGAAUUUUUAUGCAAUUCUUAUUUUUGGAGAAGGACUUGUCUAAUCAACUUGAUGUUGAUGCUUUUAUUUUGAUUGACACUGAAGGACUUGGUAAAUCAGGAAAAAUGGGAGAACUAGAAACCAAACUAAAGGAUCAAAUAAUAGCAACUUUUGUAAUGCGAAUAAGCCAUUUGACAAUUAUUAACAUACUUGGAGAGUCAGAGUUAAAUAAAAUCUUGAAGAUAACUAUUGGGACAAUGACACGUCUUGACACGUUCCCUGACAUACUUAUGGUGCAACAUGUUGAAGAAAAAAAUAUGACAAAGUUAAUAGAUUUAGAACAUGAAUUUCAUGCAAUUCUUCAAGAAGUUUUAGAAACAGUUAAAAAAAAAGAUAGUAAAAUAAGAGCACGUAACUUUGAAUAUAUAAGUAAGGCAAAGGAUAAAAAGCUUCUCAAAUUAUUUGCACCAUUUAAAGAGGGUAUAACUUCUUAUUCUUCACCAUCAAAGCAAUAUCAUAAUGAUGUUGUUGAUUUAUACAAUUCUAUUAUUGAACUCUGCAAUAAUUCACAAAGUAAAAAAAGGUUUUUAGAUUGGUUUUCACUAAUUAAAGGUUAUUGGGAAGCAGUUUCAUGCGAAAGUUCUUCAAGCAUCUCUUUCGAAGAAAUUGAAGAAAUAUACGAUUUUAUUAAGUUCGGAAAUCAAAUUGCAAAUUUGAAAGGAUUUAUCGACACGGCAUUUUUAAAACAUAAGGAAUUGAUCGAAAAUGAAAUUCGAUCAAUUGUUUAUGAAUGGCUUUCAAAUAAAGAUUCAAACGUGAAUUCAAUUAAUACAAAAUAUGAAGAAUUGAUUAAAAAGUUAAACAACAUUCUAGAGCUUGAAAAUUUUGUAGAUUGUGAAGAGUGUAAAAAAGUAAAUGAAGAGAGAGAUAAAUUAGAUAAAUAUCUUGAAAAAAAGAAUGAUGAGAAGUGUAAAGAAGAGGCUAAUCAAACAAUCAUUAAUUAUAUUAGCUCUCGUCGUAAAUUUAUAUCCACAAAGCUUGAAAAUAUGCUUGAUGGAAUUUUAAUACGAAAUAGGUUUUCUGUAUUUAUUGACAGGAUACUGGAAGAAGUCCUAAGCAUGUGGGAAAAAUUGCCUGAUGAAAAGAAACUUGAAGAAAAAGCAAAUAAAAUAUGGGAACAAUUACGUGAUAUGGUAUCAGUAGAAAAUGAAGACCUUAUAAAGGAAGAGAUAGAUAACAUAGUUCAUGAAGAAUAUGGAACUAUGUGGACAUCUGACUUUUUAAAAAAUUACGAAAAUAGAAUUAUUCCAGAAUUAUCUAAGAUCAAUGCAAUACGUAAUGUUAGUUCGACUGAUUUUCUUGAGGAAAGGCUUAAAGAAGAAAUUGAUAUUUUGGUAGAACAAAUUUUAUUUGAUGUUAAAAGGUUUAAUCCUAGAGUUGUACGUAAUCUUAAAGACAAAACAGAAAACAAAUUGAAUGGUCUUUCAACUAAAUUUAAUGUAAAAUUUGAUCCUAAUUUUGAAAUGAAUGUUCACGUAUACAUGUUAUUAAAUUUUAGAGAAGGAAUGGUAGGAAUUCAAUAUAAAUGGGAUAAGAAUAAUACACCACUUGGCGUGCUUGACCAAAGGAAAGAUGAAUAUAUAGAAAUCAUUAAGCUUCGUCUUCAAUAUGGUCAUUCACAUAUAUAUAAAGGUCAUUUGACUGGGGCUUAUUUAUUGAGAGCUAUUCAUAAAAAAGCGGUAGAUGCAGAAAAUCGAGAUCGUAGAGAUGAUGUACUUAACAUACCUUGGAUAAAAAGUUCUGAAACAAUUAGACUUAAAUAUUUUCUUGAACUUGCUGAACAAAUUCAUAAAGGCAACAAAGAAAAGGCAAUACAGCACCUUUUAAAACCUCAAGAAAGAAUUGAAGAAUGUUUUAAAAGUAAUGUUAAUAACUAUACAAGAAAAGAGAAAGGACGAAAAUAUAAAGAAACUUUUAAUACGGAGUUUGAUUGUGUUUAUCAAAAAAUUCGAAAUUAUAAAAGUUAUAAAGAUAUCAAAGAGUUUGUAAACAAAUAUAUGACACAAGUUAAUGGUAUUGACUACCAAUUGAAUAUUAAAGAUAAUUUAAUUACUGAAAAUUUUAACUUAUUCCGUGAAGCUAUCAUAAAAGAGUUCAAUACUAAAAGGAAGAGCCAUUAUCAAUUAGAAGAGGAAUCACUACCAAAUCUAUCUGAUGAUGAAUUGAUAAAGAAAAGGCUUGGAUGCACAAAACCAUGUUUCUGGUGUGGUGCUUUGUGUUGGGGAGAAAGAGGCCAUGAUGAAAAUAGUGACGAAACACAAAUACAUCAUUCUAGCCAUCAACCAGCAGGCCUUAAGGGUACACAAUAUAUGCGCACGGGUAAAUUAAUUGUGACGGCAUGUCAUAACCGUCCGGAUAAUAAACAGAUGCAUUAUAAAGGAACCCAAAAAGCAUGGAGCGAUGCAAAAUCCACUGACUUCAAAGACUGGAAAUUCGGACCCCAUUACAUGACUAAUUUUAAUGAAAUUAUGUGUUGGUUUUUUGAAAUGCUGCACGAAGAUUUUGCAAAAAAGAUAAAUUUUAAACCAGCAGAUGAGUCAGAAUUAGAAAAACAUGGUUGCUUAAACAACGAUUACUAUAAAAUCAUUAGUGUGUUACGUCAGUAUCUUGAAAAUAACAUUCGUACUAGUAUUGCGGUUCAUAUUUUAGUCGCACAAGCAUUUAUUCCCAAUACAAAAAAUAAGCCCUAUGUUAAUCACAUCAACGGUAUUAAGCAUGACAAUCGAGCUGUUAAUUUGGAAUGGGUAACUUCUAAAGAAAAUGCCGAACAUUCUAUCACUCUUGCAUCAAAUACACUUAGUAUAGUAAUGAGUAAUAUUUCUCGAUGUUGUAGCGGAUGGCGUUGGAUGUAUUAUGAGGAUUAUAUAGAACGAGAUACAAAUGAAGAGUGGAGAGAAAUAGAGAUUAAUUCCCGAAAAUUCAAAGUUUCAUUUUUAGGGAGGGUCCGGUUACCCAACGGUUUAAUCACAAAAGGAUUUUUGGAUGCAGGAUAUUUUAGAGUCGCUCGAGAAAAAUAUCGUGUUCAUCGCCUGGUUGCAUUGGCAUUUUGCCCGAAAGAAAAGGGCAAAGAAUACGUGAAUCAUGUUGAUGGGGAUCCUACUAAUAACAGAGCUUCAAAUCUCGAAUGA